This is a messenger RNA of Phycodurus eques (leafy seadragon), 3714 nucleotides long. RefSeq names its product solute carrier family 8 member 2b (gene slc8a2b). Gene Ontology annotation, molecular function: calcium:sodium antiporter activity. Lineage: Eukaryota; Metazoa; Chordata; Actinopteri; Syngnathiformes; Syngnathidae. Gene Ontology annotation, biological process: cell communication; sodium ion transmembrane transport; calcium ion import across plasma membrane. The transcript is spliced from 17 exons. Gene Ontology annotation, cellular component: postsynapse; axon; sarcolemma. The record is from RefSeq and is a predicted model, not a curated record. Bases 175 to 3036 code for a protein of 953 amino acids.
CAGUGGUGGUGCACAUGUCGCGUGCACGUCCUUCUGCGCCUUCAUCUCCACCACCACCACCACCACCACCAUCAUCACCACCACCACCACCACCACCAUCACUCCGGAGAAGACAAGGUGAACUAGCAUCUUUGCCUGCAGUCAUCCUUCGUGUGCCCUCCAGGUAGGGCUGCCAUGUCUCAACUUGCCUUGCCCGUCCCCCUCCUCCUUCCCCUCUUGGCCCUCCUCGUUGUGUCCUCUGUGCCACAAUGCCAGUCAGAGUCCCAGCGGGGGACGGUGGUCUCAGCCUCCAUGCUGCCCUCUUCCCUGCCUUCCGCCGGGCCAUAUGGAAACAGCAGUUUGCCGGCCAAGGGGAAGUGCGACGACGUGACUGUGUGCAAGCCGGGCAUCCUGCUCCCCGUCUGGCGGCCCAACCGGCCCGGCCUCGGAGACCAGAUCACCCGGGCGGUGGUCUACUUUGUGUCUCUCAUGUAUAUGUUCCUGGGCGUGUCAAUCAUCGCCGACCGCUUCAUGGCGUCCAUCGAGGUCAUUACAUCACAGGAGAAGGAGGUGACCAUCACCAUGCCAAACGGGGAAACAUCAGUGGCGACGGUUCGAAUCUGGAACGAAACAGUGUCCAACCUGACGCUCAUGGCUCUUGGAUCCAGCGCCCCGGAGAUCCUGCUGUCGGUCAUAGAGGUGUGCGGUCACGAAUUCAGGGCGGGCGAGUUGGGACCGGGCACCAUCGUGGGGAGCGCCGCCUUUAACAUGUUUGUGAUCAUCGGCAUCUGCGUGUGGACCAUCCCCCAGGGCCAGGUGCGCAAGAUCAAACACCUGCGGGUCUUCUUCAUCACAGCCUUCUGGAGCAUCUUCGCCUACAUCUGGCUCUACCUCAUCCUGUCCGUCAUGUCGCCCGGCGUGGUAGAGGUCUGGGAGGCCUUGGUGACCCUACUCUAUUUCCCAGUGUGCGUCAUCCUGGCCUGGAUUGCCGACCGCCGCCUGCUCUUCUACAAGUACAUGGGCAAGCGCUACCGUGCCGACAAACGCCAUGGCAUCGUCGUGGAGAUGGAGGGAGACCUGACGCCUAACAAGGGCGGCAUGGAGAUGAGCGCGGACGGCAAGUUCCCCCCACGGGGGGGCGCCUUGGUCCCCGCCGAGAACCGCACUGGAGACGCGGCGGCCAAUAACGUUGGCGUAGCGUCAGCCGCGUCCACGGGUGCUGCAAGCAACGUGCCCAACUCCAACAGUGCCAUGGUUAACUUGGAGACAAGUCGGGAGCUAGACGAGAGCCGGAAGGAGGUCAUCCGCAUCCUGAAGGAGCUGAAGCAGAAGUAUCCGGACAAAGAGCUCGACCAGCUGGUGGAGCUGGCCAACUACUACGCCCUGCUGCACCAGCAGAAGAGCAGAGCCUUCUACCGCAUACAGGCCACUCGCAUGAUGAUCGGAGCCGGUAACGUCCUGAAGAAACACGCCGCCGACCACGCUCGGCGCGCCGUGGUCACCGACGAGGAGGCGCCGCAAGAUGACGACCUUGCCUUGUGCAGCCGCAUCUCCUUUGAAAGCGCUCACAGCCAGUGCAUGGAGAACUGCGGCAUCCUCACACUGGCUGUCAUAUGCCAAGGGGGUCUGGGAAAGAACACCUUCUACGUGGACUACAGGACCGAGGACGGUUCGGCCAAUGCCGGCUCCGAUUAUGAGUACGGUGAAGGAACUCUGGUUUUCAAACCCGGAGAGAAUCGUAAGGAGAUGAAGGUCGGCAUCAUCGACGACGACAUCUUCGAGGAGGACGAGCACUUCUUUGUGCGGCUGCUCAACCUGCGGGUGGGCGACGCGGAAGGCAUGUUCGAAAGCGACGAGCCAGGCGCCGCACCCAAGGGCCGGCUGGUGGAGCCCCUGGUUGCCACAGUGACCAUCCUGGACGACGACCACGCUGGCAUCUUCACCUUCGGCGAGCGCAUGCUGCGCGUCAGCGAGAGCGUGGGCACUAUGGGGGUGACCGUGGUGCGCAACUCGGGCGCCCGCGGUACCGUCAUCCUUCCGUACCACACCGAGUCGGGCACGGCCAAGGCAGGCGAGGACUACGAGGAUGCGCAGGGUGAGCUGGAGUUCACCAACGACCAGACAACUCAGACGCUUCAGGUGAGGAUUAUUGAUGAUGAAGAAUACGAGAAACAUGAAAACUUCUUUAUCGUGUUGGAGGAGCCACGCUGGCUGAAAAGAGGAAUUUCAGCUCUGCUACUCAGCCAAGAGGGGUACGAGGGCCAGCUGAACGCUGAGGAGGAGGAGGCCCGGAGGAUUGCGGAGAUGGGCAAGCCCAUCCUGGGGGAGCACAGCCGGCUGGAGGUGGUCAUUGAGGAGUCAUAUGAGUUCAAGAGCACCGUCGACAAGCUCAUCAAGAAGACCAACUUGGCGCUGGUCAUCGGCACACACUCCUGGAGGGAGCAGUUUGUGGAGGCCGUCACCGUGAGCGCAGGCGACGAUGACGAGGAAGAAGGCCGCGAGGAGCGCCUACCGUCCUGCUACGACUACGUCAUGCACUUUCUCACAGUCUUCUGGAAGGUUCUGUUCGCCUGCGUGCCGCCCACAGAGUACUGGAACGGCUGGGCCUGCUUCAUGGUCUCCAUCAGCGUCAUCGGUCUGCUCACCGCCUUCAUCGGGGACCUGGCGUCACACUUUGGCUGCACGGUGGGACUGCGAGACUCUGUGACCGCCGUCGUCUUUGUGGCCCUGGGAACGUCCAUUCCCGACACGUUUGCCAGCAAAGUGGCCGCCAUCCAGGACCAGCACGCGGACGCCUCGGUGGGCAACGUAACGGGUAGCAACGCCGUCAACGUCUUCCUGGGGAUCGGCGUAGCCUGGUCGGUAGCUGCCAUCUACUGGAGGAUCAAAGGCAAAGAAUUUGAGCUUUUGUCCUCAUUCAGGUCAUGGGUGAGCUGGACUGAGCUAACUUUGAGCGAGGGGCUGCGUACACCCAGGACUGGUUGCAAGCCAGUUGCAGGGUCAUUGUCUUGUUGGAAAGCACUCUGGAGAAGGUUUUCGUCCAGGAUAUCCCUGUAAUUGGCCGCAUUCAUCUUUCCUCCGAUUGCAACCAGUCGUCCUCUCCCUGCAGCUGAAAAACACCCCCACAACAUGAUGGUGCCAGCACCAUGCUUCACUGUUGGGACUGUAUUGGACAGGUGAUGAGCAGUGCCUGGUUUUCCCCACACAUACCGCUUAGAAUUCAGGCCAAAAAGUUCUAUCUUGGUCUCAUCAGACCAGAGAAUCUUAUUUCUCACCAUCUUUGAGUCUUUCAGGUGUUUUUUACUCCAUGCGGGCUUUCAUGUGUCUUGCACUAAGGAGAGGCUUCCGUCGGGCCACUCUGCCAUAAAGCCCCGACUGGUGGUGGGCUGCAGUGAUGGCUGACUUUGUCAACAACAGCUUUGUCAUGCAGCUCUUAAAUUGUGACUGGCCAAACUUGGAUAUUUCAGCCCACUUCUGCAACUUACCGCAAGGUGUUUUUUCAAGUUAGAUGUUUUUGCUGUUUUUUUGGCAGUGGAUGUGGCAAAACUAGCGAGCACACACACAAACGUGAAGUCCGGUCAGCAAACAGCUUCUUCAUGGAGUCAUUUAAGUGAAUAAAACCAAUGUUUCUGUAAAACCCAAUGCAUGUGUUGUUGGUUUUUGUGCAGUUUAAAAUUGAAAUGGUGGCAGGUGUAUGUCGACUCCCAUAUAUUAUUUUUUUUUUUAAUUUGAUGU